AUGUUAGCGUUCGAUAGUUCCAGAUAUUUCAGGAAACUUCCCAUAGCCGGUGCUAAAGGUUGGGGCGAUUACGCUAGCCAGUCCAGUGUGUAUCACGCCUACCAAGUUGUCCACGCAAACGGCAUACCUGAUGAGAAUAUUAUUGUAUUUCACCCGGAUGACAUCGCGUAUAACCCUAACAAUCCUGUACCAGGUACAAUCAUUGAUAGGCCAAAUGGCACGGAUGUCUAUCAUGGGGUACCCAAGGAUUAUGUCGGCAAAGAAGUCAACCCUAAUACAUUUCUCGAAGUGUUGAGAGGCAGCGAAAAGUUGGCCACAAAUGGCAAAAAAGUUUUAAACAGCGGACCCGACGAUCACGUGUUUAUUUACUUUCUCGAUCAUGGUGCCCCUGAUGUAAUCCUAUUUCAAAGCGAGUACUUAUACGCCGAGGAGUUAAACACUGCCCUAAAGGACAUGCAUAGAGACCAGAGAUACGGGAAACUAGUGUUUUAUUUGGAGGCCUGCGAGUCAGGUUCCAUGUUCGACAAACUAUUACCAAAUAAUAUAAAUAUAUACGCUAUUUCAUCAUCUAAGCCGACACAAAAUAGUGGUAAAAUGUUUGAUGAUAAAAAGUAUAAAACCAUGAUAGGAUAUAAUAAAAAGUCAAACAAAAUCCAAACUGAUCCGGACAUUGAUAUGCUAAAGGACUGGGAUGUAGUGGACAAUAGGGAAGCACCGGUAUAUGUGUUGAGAAAUUUGAUUGAAAAUAGCGACGAUUUAGUUGAGAAACAAAAAUAUACUGAAGAGUUGGAGACUAUACUAAAAGGUCGCGAAUACGUGGAUAACGUGUUCAAUGAAUACGUGAAUAGUAUUCAACACUUAAUGCCAAACAUCGCAACCAAUGCUAUACUCCAUACGAAACAAGAGCUCAAUAAUAGACACUGUUAUCGACAACUGGUCGACACUUUCCACCAAAACUGCUUUAAUUUGAAUCAAAAUCCAUACGUGUUGUCAAAACUGCAAAUAUUUGUGAAUAUUUGCGAACAAAUGCUUGACUCGAGUGAUGCGGACAUUGCUGUCAACCGAUUGAUACAACACUGCGAUAGAAAUGGUUAUAAAAACGAUCAACAAGUGGAACCCGGAUAA
Messenger RNA from Oppiella nova, 1125 nucleotides. Lineage: Eukaryota; Metazoa; Arthropoda; Arachnida; Sarcoptiformes; Oppiidae. The record is from the annotation of a GenBank genome assembly.